Molecule: messenger RNA, 576 nt
Organism: Sceloporus undulatus (fence lizard)
Lineage: Eukaryota; Metazoa; Chordata; Lepidosauria; Squamata; Phrynosomatidae
Product: gremlin-1-like
Exons: 1
Coding region: 1-576 (191 amino acids)
Biological process (GO): animal organ morphogenesis
Molecular function (GO): BMP binding; receptor ligand activity
Source: RefSeq, a predicted model, not a curated record
AUGGACGACAUAGUUCCUGCUUUUGGAAUCCUCCUUUUGAUAGGACUUCUGCUACCUACAGUGAAGGUUGAGCCCACUCAAGGUUCAGAAGGCAUUGUUCUUGAUAAAGAUCUUGGUAAAAAGCUGAGCAGUAAUAGAGAGCUGGCCCGGCAGUGGUUGCUAAUGAUGGGCCCCAAAUUCCUUGAGGAGAAAGUAAAAAACCCACCUUCUGAAGAAGUGCCUGAAUCAAGCUCAGAUAUAAUAGAAUCAAGUCCAGACACACUGUUCAUCACAGAGAGAAAUUAUCUAAAUCAAGGUUGGUGUAAAAUGCAAGCACUCAAGCAAACUAUCCACGAGGAAGGCUGUAAAAGCUACACCUUCAUCAACCGGUUCUGUUAUGGCCAGUGCAACUCCUUCUACAUUCCUUGGCAUACCAGUGAUGAGAGAGGGGUCUUUCAGUCUUGUUUCUUCUGCAAACCAAAGAAAGUCAGCACCACAACAGUUAUAUUGCACUGCCCAGACCGUUUGCCCCCAAGAAGGAUGAAGAGGAUCAGGCAAGUUGAGGAAUGUCGCUGUACGGCCAUAGAUGUGGACUAG